Messenger RNA from Mugil cephalus (flathead mullet), 3343 nucleotides. RefSeq lists its product as uncharacterized. NCBI's taxonomy places the organism in Eukaryota, Metazoa, Chordata, Actinopteri, Mugiliformes, Mugilidae. Bases 296 to 3343 code for a protein of 1015 amino acids. Gene Ontology annotation, molecular function: GTP binding. The record is from RefSeq and is a predicted model, not a curated record. The transcript is spliced from 5 exons.
AAGGCUGAGACACUUUACCAGGAAGAGUCGGUACCAGGAAGUCAGGCAGACGAAUGCUGGAAAAUCUCAGGAAAAAACAUAAAACUGGAAGAGUGAGUGUGAUUUAAAGAGUAUACGCUGGUCUGGAUGGAUGAGGAGUGGUGGUGCACACAGAAGACAUCAGUGGACGUCACACUGGACCCUUCACUCCCACAGUAAUGUGUCCAUCUGCAGAAGACAUAUGAAAUAAAUGAAUGGAUGUUGAAUACGAGUAGAGUCACAGACCUGAUAUCAUCUGCAUUCACCAGACCAACAGAUGGACCCUGAAGCCAACAGAACUAUGGAGGUGGUGGCACUGGGCCGACCAUUCGGCCUCGGGAUGCUGUAUGACUGCCGCAGAGACUCACUCAUCCCUGGAAUGACUCUGUGGGACCAGAAUGACCUGCAGAAAUAUACAAGGGAACAACCCAGCCCUAACAGUGACUUUGAGAUAGUUGCAUCUGAGUCAAUUGAGGAUAAAUUAUCAGCACUAAAUGUUGAAGCGUCUCUUAAAGCAAGUUUCUGUGGUGGUUUGGUAAAAGUUGAAGGAUCAGCCAAAUAUCUGAAUGAUCAGAAGACCUCUAAAAAACAGGCCAGAAUGACACUGAAGUACAAAACUACCACAAAGUUCCAGGAACUGUCAAUGAAUCAUCUUGGAAAAGGAGAUGUGAAACAUCCAUACGUUUUUGAACAAGGUUUAGCAACUCAUGUAGUCACAGGUAUUCUUUAUGGGGCACAAGCCUUCUUUGUGUUUGACUGCGAAGUUUCAGAGACAGAAAAUCAUCAAGACAUUCAGGGCAACUUGAAAAUGAUGAUCAACAAGAUACCAACCAUUCCUAUAGAUGGUGAAGGUUCCCUGAAAAUGGAAGAUGAGGACAAAGCGAAGGUUGAGAAAUUCUCGUGCAAAUUUCUUGGAGACUUUUCUCUAACAAAAAAUCCAGUGUCCUAUUCGGAUGCUGUUGAGGUCUACCAAAGCCUGCCAAAACUACUGGGAACCAACGGAGAAAAUGUCGUACCAAUGAAGGUCUGGCUGUUACCACUGACAACUUUAGAUUCUAGUGCAGCUAAACUGGUCCAUCAGAUAAGUAUCAGAUCAGUUCACCAAGCACAGAAACUCCUGGAGGACUUCAUGGAGCUGGAAAUCAGGUGCAAUGAUGCACUGAGUACCACCACCGCACAGCAGUUCCCACAAGUCUGUAAAAAGAUUAAAACAUUUAAAGAAAUGUGCUGUGAGUUCAAGCUGGAGUUCCAACAAACUUUGGCCAAGAAGCUUCCAUCGAUCCGAGGAGGAGGAGAAAAGGAGUCUGAGCUGGUAGACGUGCUGAAGAAGAAACUUGCUUCACCUUCAACAGAGACCAACAAAGGGCUACAGGAACAUGGGUUUCCAUAUCAAGGAUCUAGUAGUACAGAUAUGAAAUGCGUGUAUGAAGGGGUAAAACUCUUCAAUGAUUCUGCAGAGAAGUACAAGGAGAAUGAGAAGGUGAAGUUCGUGACAGUGGGUUUAACCAAUGAGAGAUAUAAAGGUUCAAGCAUCUACCUUUAUAAAGAAGGCUUUCUUGUCAAUGAGAACUGUGAGCCACCUUUAAAUCUUGAAACUGUGACAGCAGGAGACACCAACCACAACAGUGUGACCCUGAAGAUUUCUCCUCCCAGAUAUGGAGCCGAGAACACCAGUGCAGUCAGUGAUUUCAUUAAAACGUUACCUUACAUCAGAGAUUUUCAUCCAGAGAAGACAAAGCUCAGUAAAAGACUUGUUGAUGCUGUUAAAGUAAAAAGCACUCUGUUGAAAUCUGAGGAAGGACCUCUCUCUGUUUAUAAGAUUCCCCUGAAAGAACAACGAACCAGUGUAUGUGGUUGCAGAUGGUUCAGUUUUGGGGAAGACGUCACAAAACACAGUCGUACCAUAAUGGUUCUUGGAGCAACUGGUGCUGGGAAGUCAACUCUCAUCAGUGGGAUGAUCAACUACAUUCUAGGUGUUAAAUGGAAGGACUCGUUUAGGUUUAAGUUAGUUCAUGAGGAUCAGUCACUAUCUCAGGUUCACAGUCAGACCUCUGAAGUCACUGCAUACAAAAUCAACCACCAGGAGGGGUUUAACAUCCCCUACUCUCUGACCAUUGUGGACACUCCAGGUUUUGGAGACACCAGAGGAAUAGAAAGAGACAGAGAGAUCACACAGCAGAUACGUAAUCUAUUCUCUUCUGGACAUGGUGUCACUGAAAUUGAUGCAGUGUGUGUUGUAGUUCAGGCUGCUUUAGCACGACUCACACCAACACAGAAAUAUGUGUUUGACUCAGUGCUCUCAAUCUUUGGCAAAGAUGUGGCAGAAAACAUCAGAGUUCUGGUCACAUUUGCAGAUGGCAAACAGCCUCCAGUUCUAGAGGCGAUCAAUGCUGCAGGUGUCCCAUGUCCUAAAACUAAGAACGGGCUGCCACUUCACUUCAAAUUCAAUAAUUCAGCCUUGUUUGCAGACAACAAAUCUGCAGCUCACAGCAUGAGUGGAGGUGAUGAUGAUGAUGAUGAUGGAGGAUUUGAUCAGAUGUUUUGGAACAUGGGGAUAAAAAGCAUGAAGAAGUUUUUUGGUGCUUUGAAUCAAGUAGAAACUAAAAGUUUGACACUGACAAAGGAGGUCCUCAGAGAGAGACAACGGCUUGAGAUUUCAGUCGAAAAUCUGCAGGUGAAGGUUAAAGUUGGUUUAGCCAAGAUGGAGGAAAUGAAAGAGACAAAAGAAAAACUGAAAGAGUUUGAGGCAGAGAUCAACAGAAAUGAGAAGUUUGAGUUUGACGUGACUGUCACAAAGCCUUUUAAAGAGGACAUUUCUGGUUCUGGAAACUACAUCACCAACUGUCAGACAUGUCAUGUCACCUGUCACUACCCUUGUCCUAUACCAAAUGAUAGUGAUAAAGUUCGCUGUGUAGCAAUGGGACAAGAUGGAUACUGUAAACAGUGUCCAGGCAAAUGUUACUGGAAUGUACAUUUUAAUCAGAAGUACAAAUGGGAGUAUAAAGAAGUUAAAGAAAAACUAACUGUGAAAGAGCUGAAGGAAAAAUAUCUUAAAGCCACAGAAGCUAAGAAACCUGUUCAGACAUUGGUUGAUAAACUGAAGGAUGAAUAUGAUCGUAUCCAGGGUGAGGUGGUGAAUCUGAUAAAGGAAUCUGCCAGAUGUCUGGACAGACUGAAAGAGAUAGCACUGAAACCAAACCCUCUGUCCACUCCAGAGUACAUUGACAUGUUGAUUGAAGGAGAGAAAGCUGAGGCCAAACCAGGCUGGAAGAAACGAGUUGAGUCUCUUGAUGAAGAUGAAACAAAAAGCAGAGUUCAUGGCUAA